AUGCUAGAGGGCGCGCUCAAGUCGUGGAUCAUGCAGUUUCUAGGCCAGUAUGUCGAGAGCCAGACGGUGAACGUGUCGAUGAAACUCUGGCAGUCGUCGGAGCGCCUCAAGCUCGAGAACGUGACGCUCAAGGCCAGCGUCGUGCCAACUUGGCUGCCGUUUCGGCUCAAGACGGGGUUUGUGGGCUUAUUUGAGGCUGAUCUGCCACUUUCUGCUAUUUUUGGGAGUGGGUCGGCCAAAAUCAAGUUUCAGGACGUGUUGCUGGUCCUUGAACCUCUGAAACACGAUGAAGCAGAGUUGCAAGACGAGCUUUUGUUCCUAGUCGAGCAGAAGAUGCACCGACUGGAGCAAGACCUGCAAGAUCGAUGGAUCGGACCUCAAGUACCAGAGUAUACAGUGCCUCACGAGAGUGAAGGCUACUUUGGUACUGACGGGUGGAUUGGACGCACAAUGACGAAACUCAUUGACAAUUUGCAGGUCGAGAUUCGAAACUUGCACGUUCGAGUGGAAGGAACUUGGUCUCCAUCUCGAUCGACAAGGAAAUACCCACCCGCAUCUGAAUCGGAUUCCAACGACCGGGAUGUCGUUCGGUACGCAGUAGGGCUUACACUGGGAGCACUUUCGGCUGUCACGACGUCCAGCAGUUGGAGGAUCGGCGAGUUCGACGAUGACAAGAACGAGAAAGCACAGGAGAACAAUCAUUUGGUAUUUAAGCUGAUUAACGCUGUCGACCUGUCGGCGUAUGUAGACCCGAAUGCAUUGCACUUUAUCCACACGAGAGUACAUCCAAAGGUGUUGCAGUUGACACUAUCGAGGCUGAAAGAGAUGGGGUCGAGAACGGCAAAAGCAGAUUGGUGGAAUGCAAAAGAAAGCGUGCAUGCGCACAGGUUUUUGGUGGCACCGAUCAACGUGGCGCUCAAGCUGACGAUGAAUACUGCAGCGCAACAUACACAGACUGACGAUUCGCGGUACGACGCAGUGUUUCACCUGUCGAGAAUAUGGGUAACACUAGAUGAAGAGCAGCUGUCGGUGCUAAACCUCAUUGCCGACUUGUUCUCUGGACACGAGAAAUGGCGGCUGAUGGUAUCGGAUCAAGUCAAGGCAUCGGAGCACCAUACAGCAAGUUGUGAGGCUACGAUGACGGAGCUUGCGGAAAAUUAUUUACAGCUUUGGAACCAGGUGAUGGCCAUGAAAACGGAAGGAAUGGAUGUAUUGAAAAAGAGCGAUGUAUGGAAUGAGGCGACGAGAAUCGAGCAGCGACUGCCAUAUGAAGUGGUCGUAGCAAUCCGCAACCGUCUAGGACUAGAAUGCGUUGCAGGAAAGACAGUUCCGUGCUCUAGUUUUCUCUACGGAAUACGCAAUGCAAUGGGUAUCCCGCUUCCUGAAAUCAGUGUACUGUUUCAUGAAGGUCCGACAGGGUUACUGUUUGAUCUACUGUCAUCUGGUGAUGUGGCGAUCAAGCGCUGUGUCGACAAAAGUCCUGCUGCGGCAAUCGAAAGUGUGAGACCGGGGCUGUUGCUAGUAAAAGUGAACGACGAGCCUCUACGGUCGGUAGUCCGAUACAAAUCCGGGCUCGAUGUAGAGCUGGCUAUUGAUGCGAUGCCAGGAACGAAGGUGCUGACUUUUCGACACCCUUCUGUGAUGCCCUUGGAGGUCACUCCGUCUCGCGCAGUUGCCCAGGUUUCGUUCGUUUCGGACAAGCUUACGUUUUUCCUCGUACGAGCUGCCCAGAAACGGGUGAUCGUGGAAGUAAUGCUGGAUAGUCCUGCAGUCUCCGUCGUUGGUUUCGGACCCAGCUUAUUCUCGUAUCAUUUUUACGAAGUUUUGGUCAAAGGUUUUUACGUACAAAGUAUGGCGCGAGAGGAGAACGAAGGCAAUCACUGUAUUGCUUCAAGCCUUUGCGAUGUUGCGGAGAUUGCUGACGACGUGCCAAUCCCAGCCCUUCGAUGUAGUAUAAAUCAUCUUCAUGAGGCACAUCCAGACGCCCGGGCUGGGAAUAUUGAGACGUAUGGAUUGAAGAUCUCGGCAGCAAUUGGUAAUUCGAUUGCGGUUUUCGACGAGACAAAGAUGACGAGACUAGUCUCUGAAUGGCGCGACUGGCUUGAUGCAAUCUCGGACGAUUGCUCCACUGGCAUGCCUCCAUCCAGUGGUUCUCGGGUAGGAGUUGACUUGAGUGCGAUGCCGCCUUCAUCGCGUUUUGAACCGACGUCAUCGUACGCAACGACUAGCUCCUCGAAUGCUGCUCUCGGUGAUUCGCCCUUAGUAGAUAGCAGUUGUACGUACGAAGUGAAAGUUGAGCUAUUGCGCCUGUUCAUCAGUGCUCACAAAGCGCCAGUUGCGCCCGUCGGACUCUCGAACGAGCCUUCUUACCGAGCUUUGCUAAAGCAGCUUGUCGGCGAUGAACCGAGUGGACCCCCUGUGAUUCCAGAUUGGGCUAGAGCAGCGCAAGCAAUUGUAGUGAUGCAACGUUUUAUCCGAGGUUCCAUCGUUCGCAGGCGGAAAAUGGUUCGCCUGGCGCUUGCUAGGAAUCGCUGGAUAUUCUACCAAGACAACGAAAAAAUGGGCUGGUUAUAUACUAGAGACGAUUCUCUCGCAUUCCGGCGAUGGCGUCGCUCGUGGUGUCACUUGGACGACGAUGGCGCUUUUUCGAUGCAUACCAAUGGUUCGGGUGCCGAUGUUCUUGAUAAGUUCAGCGUGCUGGGCUGCAAAGUGACCAUGCUGGUCGACGCAUCUGGAGGACCGUGGGGCUCACGGCGUGGCAAACUGUCUGAGGCUCUUGAAAUAACGACCCGAUCUGGUUUUGUUCGAAAGGUGCUGGGCGCUGACAGUUUGGCGGAGCUGAAGAAAUGGAAGCAUUGUAUUGAAACAGGUGCUAGGAAUGCGUCAAAACAAGCAAUGGAUGUGGAGGCGGAGAGGGAGGGGGGCGAAGAAGAAGGAGAAGCCUUGCGUGAGUCAUCAGCAGAAGAUUUUCGCGGUGAGGGUGGUACCGCACGUCCGUCCAAGACUGAGCAAUGGAAUGGCUCCGAUUUGAACGAGCUCUUGCUUGGAGGCUUUUCAAGCGUUUACCGCGCCGCUGCCACUCUGAAGAACGAGCAGUCUUCCUGGUUUUCGUUGAGCAUUGCCAACGUAAACUUUGUUACCGAUGUGCACAACGCAUCAGACCCGGCUCGUUCCGCGUUUGUGUUUUGCCUUCGUCUGAAGAGUUUUACCGCACUGGACCAUCGUCAGUCAUCGGAUUACGGUGUAUUGCACAUUGGUGACAAGUUUCUGAACUUGAAAAAUGGCAGUUUGAUACCAGGAAAGAUGCGAGCGGAUCAGUUGGACGAUGGACCGUUUCUCAUGCUGCGCAUGUCCUAUCGAGGACCACGUGCAGGACCCGAUUGUUUCGUACUGCAAAGCGGGCUCCAUGUAGAUCUCACAAUAUCCGGUUGGAUGAUGCCACUGACUUUGGUGCAGGUCUGUUUCGAGAUCAUCGACGUAUUGGACGUGCUUUGGGCUGCCGAUACGAAUGCUUCAUGUAGCGAACCCAGUCUUACAUGUGCUCUCGAUCCGGGCAGCGCUGCGCCGUGGAAAGAAGUGCCUGAGCUUGGGAUUCAGAUUCGUGCUCCAAUUCUGGAGGCGUACCUCGAAGAUUCUCACUGCGUUGCAAAGCUGACGGUUGAGGACAGUUUCUGCUCGUACCGCGCUGACCCGGGAGUGGAAAUUUUCAAACUGCACUUUGGCCCUUCUGCGCUAUUCGUGCUCACCGAUGAUGUCGCACUUCGGCUUCUUCAGGUGGACAAAUUCCGACUCGGCUACGACCUCAGACUGCAUCAGCAAACGACGUCGAAUGUUGUCGGAUGUGCCUUAUGUGCCGACGAGUCGGCAAAGAAGCCAGUAUGCCAUCGCUCCGUCAACGUUUCGAUUGGCCAGAUUAAGCUUGAGGCGGACCGAAGGUUGGAACUGCUUUUUGCACUGUUGGAAGCGCUUACAUACAACCAUACGCCAGAUGGUACCGCGGGCGAGCAUGAGUUCGACGACCCUCAUGAAGCAAAAGCGACGCAGGAUGCUGGCCAAGACGAGUUUGGUAGGAGCGACUGUAACGUGCACUUGCUGCGCGGUGGCCAAUCUUCUCAAACGGAGGGGCUAUCGUUGAUGCACAUAAAUUAUCAAGACCAGCAUUCGCUCGAUAUGCGGCCAAAUUACGCGACUAGCUUUAGUCGCCCGAAUGCUUCUCCGUCGGGCCGCAGUCGAAUGUCGACCGCGACCUCUGUGGGGAUCAACAACGCGGUCAACGAGAUUGGCCAAGAGCGAUCGAAGCGUCGACCAAAGGUAUCUGCGUUCAUUCCAUUGUUGAACUACCAGUCACUUGUCGGCAUCUCCGGUGGGCCAUUCGACCGGCAAGGCUCUUCCAGAACUAUCUUUCGGACUCGAUUGCGAAUGGGAAGGAUCCACGACCGUAUAUCCAUCACAGUGCAUUCUGUAGUGUUUGAAGUAAUUAAGAGGAGCUUGUCCGUGGUUUCGCUGGACACGUACAUCCCAGUGAUGAAUUUCUCCGUGAGUGACAUGAAGAUGCAAUGCGUGACGCGAACCGAGUUUACGACAGAUUACGUCGUGGACGCUAGUGUUGAAGUAUCUGCGCGAUACUACAACACAUCUUUGGCAGACUGGGAGCCCUUCGUUGAACCUUGGCGAGCGUACGCAAAGGCACGAAGUUGUAGCGGUGCAGAUGGAACGACUAUGGAGCUGACCGCGCUGCAACGACUGAACGUGAACUGCACUGACUCGCUUAUUCGAUUGCUCUCUAGUAUCGCUAAAAACCGUCGCAAGCAGGACUUUAUUGUGGAAAAGCGGACACUUGCCGCUGUGGCUGCUGAUGGGGAAGCGAAAAAGGAGAAUGGACGUGUGUGUGUGCUGAACAAUCUCGGUGUCCCGAUCCGACUUGCCAAUCUGAAUACGUCGCACGCAGGAACACUUCAUGUUGACGUCAGAGAUGGAUGGUCAUUUCCAGGUUACUCGCGCUUCCACAAUGUUCGCGUGUCAGUGGUAUUGUUGCCUUGGUGGCACCCGCGAGAAGUGCAAGCUGUCGAUAGCUUCCGUCACGAGUUCACCCUCCCCUACGGUGGAGCUCAGUCGGGUGUCACCCCUAUUUUGAGGAUUGAUGUGCUUGCGAUUGACGAAGGUAAGCGCAACUACGUCUUUGACCACAUCACAAAUAAGUACGUAGAAGUUGAAGCAGAAGACGAUGACGACGAUUUCGUCGACCCGUCACCAUCGCAGGCACCGACAUCAUCAUCGUCUCGCAAGUAUAUUACUCGUGGAGACAGCACGGGUUCCUCUCAGCGAGCUAGAUGGGUUUCGAUUGGAUCGACAGAGAUUAACUUGGCUGGCAAUGUCAUGGCGUCACUUGAUCAUAAUCGAAUGAAGCUAAACCGAUGGUACCGGCUUCAUGAUCUACGGGGCAAUACGACCGGCGAGAUUUUCGUUGGCCUGCAUUUUGCACCAAACAUGGAUACUCCCGUUAUCCCCGCCAGAAUGAACGAGCCCCAGCAGGUCAAAGACGGUCAAUUUCUGAUUUUCGACCCCCUUAAGAUCGUUACCGCGAACACGGCUGAUUGCCAGAAACAGUGCAAGGACCACGUCAUGCUAUCUGACGGCUUGCGUGGUAGCUACAUCCCGCCGUUAGCGUUGGAAGUUUUGAUCGGGUCAUCGCGAAUGAGUUUGAUGUGCCCGUUACGUCGUGCUGGCAAGUUUCUCAUUCAGGGCGACCAGGUGCUGGCUGAGGUCAAGGUCGCACAGAGAGACGAAUCCCGACGAGUGUUGCUUCUUAGCUCGCCUGUGCAGUUGAGGAAUGACACCAGCAUUGACAUGGAACUGUGGACUUGUCGUACACGACUGGCCUUUGGCGAGAAUGGUUCUCUGCCAAGAACAAGCAAACUGAUGACGUUGACGACUAACAAUAAGACGUCCGUUCCAAUAAGCGCAAUGUUCGGCGAUGAGAAGGAUUCAGUUGUCGUGAAGGUCGAUGGGUGUAAGCCGACGGUCGUCGCGGACUUGAACAAGCUGACAGCAGGGUCCACAAUUCUAUCAUUGGAAGCUGAAGAUGCUGAAGGCUUGGGCUAUUGCUUGUAUGUGAAAAUUACGUCACACAUGCGCAAGGUGUACCGAGAAGAGCAUCAUGUAACGGUCGGUCGUGGAAACAUAAAUUUGGACGGAGAGUUGCCAACAUAUGCGACGAAGUAUCAGAUAUGCUUGUACUCGUGCCUUAUGUUUGAGAACACCCUUCCGAUUCGAGUCCAGUACAAGAUCGUCGCGGGUGGGCAAUCGAGAAAAGUGAUUCGGUCCGGCACACUUUCACCCGGUGAAGAAGUCCCUAUUCACGAUUUCCAGCUUGAUGCGCAACUGAUACUGCGACUGCCUGAGAUGGAUUCAAUUUGGAGUCGUCCGAUCAACUUGAGUGACUGCAUUUACCGGGAGGGGAUGGACAAGUCGAUCAAGGCUAUGCUGGGUGCCAUUGGUGCCUGGGAUCCGAUUGUAGAAUUUCUUCCGUCCCCCCAAGGUCCUGGUAUCGCGUUUAAGGACUGCGACGUCUCGUCAAAAAAGGUCGUGACUCGCAUUGACUACACAGCUGCCGAUGAUGGAAGUCCCCGUAUUGUGCUAUUCUGUUCACUGUGGGUGUACAACCAAUCACACGUGCAAACACUGUUGUUCCGUUGUGCGGACGAUCCGGAGGCGCCGAACUUGGUUGUGCCCCAGCUCGUUUCCCAGCGUCCUGUGCCACGACUAAUGGACUGUCCGGCUCAGACGUUUGAGAUCGGCACUAUCAUCGACGCCGAAAUCUCUCGAUGGUCGGACAAAAUCCACUCUACGGUGGUAGGCAUCCAAGAACCAAUUAGUAUAAAGUUCGGAAGCAAGCUAGGUCCGAGAACUCGCAACGAGCUGGGCAUAAUGAUCCAGCGACCGUUGGGCCAGUUUCAUCGCACGACUCAAGUGAUUGUCACGUCCCACUUUGUGUUUGUAAACAAGACUUCUGUAGCAUUCAAGAUCUCACAGUACACGAAAACAGCUGACCGGGCGGUGGAGCUGCCUGCCAUGCCGAUACACGGACUGCCGCCUACACAUUAUUUUGAUUUCGAUGCCGCGACGAGCUUGAUGAACCGACGAGUUUACCUGCGAAUGGAUCAUCACGGAGCAGAAUGGAGCGGACCUUUUGCGGUCGACGAAGAGAACGAGUUUUCUCUGAAGCUAAAAGGGUCGGUGAUGAACACUUGGAAAGAUGGUAGCGGCACCGAGGAAGGGUACGAAAGCUUCCGACGCAGCAUCUCAGAAAUGCAUCGCGUAAAAGUCCGGAUCAGUAACGUGGGCCCAAGUAUCGUUGUCACGCUGCUACGAGAUGAUCCUCCGAUGUAUAUGAUUCGCAACGAGUCCAGCUCGGACGUGUUUGUGAGCCAGGUGCAUUGCUCUGAUGAAACCGUUGCGAUUCGGAGUAAGGAGUAUAUUCCUUUUGCUUGGGUGAAGCCGGAUGGACCGUGGCGAGUUGCAUGCCGGACUGGAAGUGUAGUAGGUCGACACGAGAUGGUGUCCCGAAGAUAUGGCGUGUACGAUUUUGCGAAUUUAGACCGGGAGCGGAACAUUGACACGUUGCGUUACCGGAUGUUCGGAAGCAAGUCGAAGAUUGUGUCGGGUGAUAUUGUGGUAGAUCGUGCUUCACGCGUGCUGGUAUUCCGCGACUACAACCCAGGUAAACCGCCAAGCUAUAUUUUGGAAGUGAAGAUUAUUGCCGCGCGUAUGCGCGACGAGUUUUCUCUGAGAUCAGAUUCGACUGCGGAAUUUGUUGCGGAAACUGACAACCACGCGGGACAAGCAACGGAGUCCAAGACACUUAAGACUGCACGUGUAUAUCGCUUCGAUUCCGACAUUGAGUUCGCUUGUGAUUCCCGUCCGAAGAAACUCACGCUAAGCUUCUACGAAAAUCAAGCCUACCAAGAAGACGCCUUUAUGCGCCAUGCGUCUUCUGUUGGCAUCGAUGAUGAUAGCUACUUUAGCGGCAACUACGCAAAUCGAGCUGGAAAUAGUCCUGCGCAGCCUGUGCCUGAUGCUACGGAGCUAGCUGAAUCGGAAAGCCCGAGAAGUGAAGACGUCUCGACAUCGUUUGAGGUGAUGCGCACACCCGCGACUUUUCCCGUUCGACGUCGUCAUUCCUUGUCCGGCAAUGUCUCGGGAAGUAUGAUGUCGCUGCCACGGAAUCAACAGUUCUACCGCAAGGAGAGCGAUCUCUCGUAUGGAGAUGGAGGACUGCAGUUAAGUGAUAUUGAACGGGUGAGCGAGUCGUAUGCCUCAUCGAGGCAGUUCGACACGGAUGACCGUUACAAAAUGGAGCGAGAGCACAGUGCAGCUGCGUGUACCGAGAUCAGGAUCCCAAAGAAAGCUUGGACACGGAUGGGUGUCGGUGCCAAACAAUCGAUUGCUCCGUCUCAUAGCACAUCAGAACAGGCGCGUCGAUCGCUCGGGCGAACAGAGGGGCAUUGGUGGGAGAUGCGAGAUCCUGAGACUGGCAAUCUUAUAGGAGAUGUGCUGGUGGCGCUGAAGUUCCGCACGUCGAUACGUGAGCACAUACAGUCAGUGUGCAUCUACAACAUAAGCGCAAUCAUUCCUAGCAUUGGCUUGUCCUUCCUCCACAACGCUAAUUCGAGCAUGGUCGAAGUGGCGUAUCUUUCCAUGCAACGCCUCGGGCUGUUGUACUCCUGUGCAGGUGGCAGUAGCGAAGUCGUCUUCUCGCUUGGCAAUGUGCAAAUGGACAACCAAAUGGAGCAAGAAGUUGUGCUUGGCCCCAAGGUGCACCGCGUCAAAGAAGGUGUGUCAGUGCGGCUACGCGACCGCUGGCGCAGUUUCAUGAACUACCGCUACCGCGGCAUUUUCGAGGAGCUGGACACAAAUAGCUCGAGCGUCAUCCAGUUUCACAUGUUGUGGAAUUCGAGUUGCCACGCCGGCGAGUUUACUCAUUACGAGCUGAUUGAGCUCAUCAUGCAAGAACUGGAGGUUUCCACGGACGAGAAGUUUGUCGUGAAUCUCAUAAGCGUCUUCCAAGGUUUGGAGGGACUCACGCGUCAACAUGUAUUCGACGAGAUUGUGAACACGCAACUCGACUAUGCUGGUGGAUCCAGUAGUGCUCUUAUUGCAGAGUCAGAUGAGCGAAGUGCCGUUGGAGGUGGCACGACUGUAAGCGUUUCAGGUGCAGAGGCCAGUGGUGUGUAUAUCGAAGAGCUGGUGAUCGAAGCCAUCCGGAUCAAGUUUACCAUGGAGCUGAAUGGCGGUCGGUAUAUCAAGACCCUGGGCCCAUCUGGUCGACGGUUAGCAGUGUAUCUUCCCGAGUCGAAUGUGAAGGACUUUCGCUUGUACCUGACAAAGCUGUCGUUCACACAUUUGUACGAACCGCAGGCAAGUGUGAUUGAGAAGGUAACGCGACGGUACUCCCAACAAGCUGUUAUUCUAGUCCUCCGUGGCCUACACACGGUGUCCGUGUACGCGAACCCGUUUCGCAUCGUCUACCGGUUGGGUCAUGGCAUUGUGGAGCUGAUCCGUUUACCUGCGCGUGGCUUAGCAUCCGGCAGCCCUCUGGAGCUCAUCAGUGGUGCGUACUUGGGCGUCCGGUCGCUAGCGAUGAACACGAUUAGUGCCAGCUACGAGAUUGUUGCGGGGGCGACAGGCAUUGUGGGUGCUGUGCUGACACCGUUCGUACCAGAGAGUCGACGCAAGGCCUUCGACGAGGAUUUGAUUGCAUUCCAACGCGCUGUGAUCGAAGAAGUGGACUCUUUUGACGCUGCCGAAGAGCGCACAAUGACAAAAGUGAUUGUGCGCAAGCCGCGCGUGUUUGAUGCAGGUGGAGUGGGGUUGCUGACUGUCUACGGUCCAGGCUCCGUGCCACUGGAAGAACAGGAGCGCAUUGAUCUCAAGGCUGUGGUGUUGUUGCAGCUUUGGUGGCGUCGACGACGACGAGCCAAAUUACUGCUUGCCGAAGCGCGCCGACUUCGACCUGAGCCUGAGACCUCGGACCACGUGUUCGGUUCGGACCAAUGUGCUGUCCAGUGA
Hyaloperonospora brassicae is the source of this 10068-nucleotide messenger RNA. The record is from the annotation of a GenBank genome assembly. NCBI's taxonomy places the organism in Eukaryota, Oomycota, Peronosporomycetes, Peronosporales, Peronosporaceae.